CACGAGAUACGAAGCGAGGGAGAGUGCAAAGUUUGUACUUGCGAGGAUUCUGGUGAGAUGACAUGUGCUGAUAUGACUUGUCCAGAGCUUCACUGUGAAGAUGAUGAGCUGAUUUCCUACAGAGAGGGUGUUUGCUGUCCCUAUUGUUUGUCUGAUUGGGUUGAGGCCAUGAACCCGUCUAUCCGGAUUAAGGAGGGUCAGUCUGUGACCCUGACUUGUGCUGUUCAUGUAAAAGAUGUCGGAAUGAAGAGCAUUGUUUGGUAUAAAGAUGGAGACAGGGUGUUUGAUAGUUACAAACUCUCUAUUAACAGACUCACGCUAAAAAUAGAAGACGCAGGAGCGAAAGACCGGGGAACAUACACUUGCCAGGCUACCAAGGGUGGGGUAGCAGCUACAGGCGACUUUAGCGUCAGUGUACACAUACCGGCUGUUUGUACUCACAAGGAUGGAGCUAGUUUCUUACAAGGAGAAAUAUACAACCCAAACCAGAACACACAAUGUACAUGUGAUGCCCGAGGACGCCACUCUUGCUCAUGCAUCCUGGACCACCCUGCCAGUAUCCAAUGUUCCUUCCCCACAGCCGGGGUCUGGUAUGACGAACACUGCAAUAAGACUUGUGUACCAGUUCCUGGCACUUGUACCAGCGGCAAUGAUCCACAUUACAGAACUUUUGAUGGGAAAUAUUAUGACUUCCACGGAAAGUGCACUUAUCAGGCGGCCAGCUGUGAUGAUUUUAAGGUUAAGUUGAAGAACAAAAAUCUGGGAGGCAGUCCUACUUACACAGAUAAGAUGAUUCUGGAGUUCAAAGGCCACUUAUUUUCCGUCCACUCAUCUGGUUACUCAGCACACGUUAAUAAUCGAAAGGUUUCAGUCCCAUAUGACAAAAAGUUCGAAAAUGGUGAUCGUGUCGCUAUCAGGAACAAUGGUCAACUAGUAAUCACGUUAUAUAGCCAAGGUAGAGACCCCUCUGCAGAAUUAACAGCUCGAUCCAUGAGUGGCGGAAGGUGGAUAAACGUAGCAAUAAAACUACAUGGAUCAUGCGCCAGUGUCACUGAGGGUUUGUGCGGAGUUUGGAACGGUAAUGUUGCUGACGAUUUGUUUAAAGACUCUCCUAACGAUAACGCAGAGAAGUUUAAAGAUUAUGACGAAUCUUGUCCUCCUCCUCCGGCCCCCUAUGACCCUUGUGAUAAUAUCGGCCCUCUGAGAAAAGCUAAGGCGCUGGCGAUCUGCCAAAAACUAACUGAGCCCCCUUUUUCGGCGUGCAACAACGUUGUGCCAGUGGGAGACACAAAUGGCGGCUUUAUAAACACUUGCAUGACUGAGAUCUGCCAGUGUCACUUAGAUAAGUCAUGCGCGUGUCCUGAAUUUGAUAUGUACGCUGAAGAAUGUAUUAACAGUGGGGUAGAUCUCAGUUACUGGAGAGAUUCGGUCGACUUCUGUCCCUACACGUGUCCAAAAGGUGAAGUUUACUUGGCUGAAGGACCAGUCCCUACACCGACCUGCUUAGACAAGAACCCCUCUAAAACUGGGACCGCCCGGGGCUGCUUCUGCCCUCAGGGCCACUUCUUGCAGGAUGACCAGUGCGUUGAAGCUGAUCAAUGCAAGUGUCUUCACGAAGGCAUCUUCUACAAUAACGGAGAUGAAAUAAGAGACGAGGGUGACUGCCAAGUGUGCACUUGCGGGGAUGCUGGAAUAAUGUCCUGCCUCGAGAUGACAUGUCCAGAACUUAACUGCGACGGAGAUGAGCUGAUUUCUUACAAGGAUGAUGAGUGCUGUCCUUACUGCCAGCGUGAUUGGGUUGAGGCAGUGAAUCCUAAAACUGAUCUGAAAGAAGGACAGUCGGUGGUUCUUACUUGCUUGAUACACGCAGCUAACGUAGACAGGAAGAAAAUAAACUGGUAUAAAGAUGGAAAAAGACUGCGGGAGGACAUCUCACGGGAUAGGCUAAAACUGAGUAUAAAGGAUGCUGAUUCCUCUGAUAGUGCGCAGUACGAGUGUGAGGCUACUAAGAAUGGCAAAACUGCCUCAAGCUGGUUCGUUGUUGAUGUUCAUGUCCCGAUAUUGGAGGCACUCACUCUCGUGAAAGACCCGUGCGAAGAUAAAAACAAAUGGUGUAGAAUUUGGGCUCACAAGGGGUUCUGCAACCUGCCUUACUGCAUGAGAUUCUGCAAAUCAUCUUGCUCCCUCUGCGACACGAACUAAGCUUGAAGAGCAAUCAUUGGAAAUUGUCGAAAGACAUCCU
Molecule: messenger RNA, 2242 nt
Organism: Bolinopsis microptera
Lineage: Eukaryota; Metazoa; Ctenophora; Tentaculata; Lobata; Bolinopsidae
Product: SCO-spondin-like
Exons: 15
Coding region: 58-2202 (714 amino acids)
Cellular component (GO): extracellular matrix
Molecular function (GO): protein binding
Source: RefSeq, a predicted model, not a curated record